GAAACCUUAUCGCCUGCAAACUACUCUCUCCCUCCGUCUCUCAGUCUCUCUGUAAUUGAAUAUUAGCAAUGGCGAAAACGAAGAAGCGGUUGAUGUCGUCGGCGCCAUGGAGGGGCGAAGAGGAGGCUGCCGAGGAGUUUCGGGACGCGAAGCUCAAAGUCACGAAGCAGCCUGGAGCCGAACCUGUAAUGCACGUCCCUCGCAAAACCAAGGACAAGUCCAAGCGCCACGGUCACCAAGAUGACGACGAUGAUGAUUCCCUCGAGAUUGACCCCCAGCUCCGCUACAGCUUUCAGCGCAACUACCAGUUUCUUCAACGGGUAUUCAGCACUGACACCCUUGUGAAACCUCUUCCACCUGCCAUGGCCUACAAUGUUUCCCGCAACUUGAACUUCUUCACACGCAUUUUCACUCAAUUCUUUGGUAAGUUCAUUCCUUGUGCUUUUUUGGUGGUGGAGAAGAUGGAAAUGAUACAAAUUGUGUAGUACAAUCCAACAAUUUGAACCUUUUAGUUCUAAGGAUUUCUAUUUGUAGCUCUCCUUUUCAGUGACUACAGUUUAGGACUUUUGUUCCCCCCUCCACACACACACACAUAUCUUUUUCUUUCACUGAAGCUGGAGUAGGGGUAUUUCUGCAGCAUAAUAAGUAUGCUUGUGGAGCUUCUGAACCUUUUUUAAUGCAUUUGGGCCAUCGGAUCUAUACUUUCACUAGAACUAAUAUUUUCAAGGGCUCGACUCCUACAUGUUUUCCGAAGAUAAAAAUUAUAUAAAUUUAGGGAGACGGUUAUGCGUCUCUAUCUCUGAAAUAAACACAUUGUAAACAAAUUAGUAAUAAGAAUUAGAAGUCUUAGAUUGAAAGAGAUUCUCAAUGUCCAAUAAAGGUACUUUCUCCUAUCCCUCUCCCUUGUAUUGCUUAGAAAAAUUAAAAGGGUACUUUAUCUCACCAAACUUUUAAGCUCAGAUUGGUUGAAAUUACGCCUGAAGCUGAAUCUCGUUUUUGAUCCUUUCCAAGAAUUAAGCUAAUCUUGGUCUUAUGAUUGCACCCAAGUUCAUUGGAAGUUGAAGGAUUAGGUC
Messenger RNA from Corylus avellana, 1073 nucleotides. The record is from RefSeq and is a predicted model, not a curated record. NCBI's taxonomy places the organism in Eukaryota, Viridiplantae, Streptophyta, Magnoliopsida, Fagales, Betulaceae.